This is a messenger RNA of Rotaria sp. Silwood1, 1122 nucleotides long. The record is from the annotation of a GenBank genome assembly. Lineage: Eukaryota; Metazoa; Rotifera; Eurotatoria; Philodinida; Philodinidae.
AUGGGUAACAAGAGUAGUGCAAUUACGAUUAAUCUCGAUCGAUCGAAUUUGUUUUAUUUUACUGGUGAAACAAUCUCGGGUACUGUCGGAUUAAGUGUUACAGAAGGAAAAGUAGAAGCUGAUGAAGUUUAUAUAGAAUUAACAGGUGAAAUUGGUUAUACAACAACUAGAACAGUUCAUCAUCAUCAUGGUUCUGGAGCUAAUCCUUCAUUUGGACAUUGUCAUACUCAUACACCACAUCAUGCAAUUGGACAUACAAAUGAUUAUACAACAACAGAAAUUGACUAUCAUCAUGUUCCAUUUUAUACUGCAAAAGCGGUUUUCUCAAAACUUGAACCUGGACAAAAGGCAGUUGUUUAUACGAAAGGAAAUUAUUCAUGGCCAUUUCAAAUUCCAUUAAGUACUCAUCUUCCACCAACAAUGUAUGAACCUCAAUCUUAUCCUCAUGUGAAAUACUAUUUACAAGUUGUUAUUGAUAAACCUUGGUAUAAACCAAAUACAAGAGAAAGAAGAUAUUUAACAAUCUGUCCACAUGUUAAUUUAUUACAAAAUCCUCAAUGUUUACAAUCAACUAUAUUUGGAAAUCAAAAUAGAAAAGACAUAAUAUUAAAAGGUACUUUAAAUAAAACAGGAUAUGUUCCUGGUGAAUUAGUUCAUAUAACAAUAGAAAUUGAAAAUCCAAAAAGAGUUCUCAUUAAAAGUAUUGAUUUUUCAAUGAUACAAUCAUCUCGGAUUGGUGAAAUGUCUCGUGAUUUUAAUAUAUUUCAAACAACUUUACCAAAUAUUAUGAAUACAAAAGAUGAACAUAUAAAGCAAUCAAUUCCAGUAAAACUUCCAUCGAUGAUUUUACCACCAUCAUAUCAAUUUCAAGGAGGAUUACAAAGAGCGGCUUUUGUUACUAAUCAAUAUAUGCUUAAAUUAGUUGCUAGAGUUGAAGGAUUUUUUACUAAUUUCGAUAUCAGUAUACCAAUUAUAUUAGGAACAGAACCAAAUCCUGAUCAAAAUCACGAGCAUAUGUCAAAUCUUUCGGCCGGUUUUUACGGCUCCAAUCUUGAACAACCAAUGUUUACUAAUCAUGAUUUACCCCCUACUUAUGAAUCUGUUGUUCAAUAUAAGCAAUAA